Messenger RNA from Leptosia nina, 1890 nucleotides. Lineage: Eukaryota; Metazoa; Arthropoda; Insecta; Lepidoptera; Pieridae. The record is from the annotation of a GenBank genome assembly.
AUGGCCAACAAAUAUUUGUUGUGCCUCUUGAUAUUAUGUGUAGCUAUUAAUACAGUUUACGCGAAAUUUGGACGUAGUGGUGGAAGGUCUUCGAGCAGAUCUUCAGGAUGGGGGCGAGGUAGUUCGUCAAGAUCAUCUUCUUCCAGCUGGGGAUGGAGUAAACCGUCUAGUUCAAGCUCCAGUCACUCGUAUCCGUCAUCUUCUGGAUAUUCAGGGUCGCAUUCCAGUUCACAUAGCUAUCCUUCUUCAACUGGAUUGUCAGGGUCCAGUUCAGGAAGAGGAAAUUCUCCGAGUUAUCCUUGGUCUACUGGCUUAUCUGGAUCGGGAUCUGGAUCAAGUUACCCGUUUUCGACAAACAACUUUGGAUCAGGACCAAAAAGUAAUUCCCCGAGCUAUCCCUGGUCAACUGGAUUAUCUGGUUCAGGAUCAAGUAGUAAAUACCCAGCUUCAACUGGAUUAUCUGGCUCAGGGUCAAAGAGUAAUUUGCCAAACUAUCCCUGGUCUACUGGCUUGUCUGGCUCCGGAUCAAGUGGUACCUCCAUCAAUAAAUAUACCCCAUCGACUAGUUUAUCUGGAUCGGGGUCAAAUAAUAAAUACUCAGGCUCUACGAGUGUUGUACACAACUAUCCUUCAUCGUCAACUGGUCUUUCAGGAUCCGCUACGUCAAGACACAACACGAAUUACAAUACACCCACGAAUCAUUAUAGUAAUUCAAAUCAUAAUACUAAUUCAGGCUUUAAGCCAACAUACAGAGCUCCGUCAUACAGCAGUGGAACCUAUGGCAGCAAUCAUUAUAUUCCAACCUACUAUUCUGCGCCUCAACAUGUAUAUAUUACACAGUAUAGGGAUUCAGGCAGUCGCUAUAAUGACUUACUGACUGGCUUAACACUAUACAACUUAGGACGGUCACAUUCACAUUAUCACCAUCAUUAUUAUAACGAUGACUACUACAGACAACGAUAUCAUGGAAGUUCAAGCCCUUAUGAGUCGACAAAAGGCGAAGCUUAUUGCCUUUUAAGAAUUAAGGAGCAGGGAAAAAUUGAGGAACUAAAAAUACCCUGUGAAAUCGUAUCAACAUUUACAGAAGAUAGUAAAAAAGUAGCAAAAGAAACGAUUACGUCAGAACAAAUAGUCUGUCAAAAUAUAACGUCAAGUCAACAAUCAGUUGUUUCAAGUGAAACUCUUACAACAGAGUCUAGUUUAUCUGUAAUACCUAUAAAGGAAUCAAACAAUGUCAACAUUACAGAAAACAAUCCAAUAACAACCAAUAAUUCAUCUACGAAUGUAUUGUCUCAAAAUGGUACUCUUUUAAAUGAUACAACUAGAGCUCUUCAAAAAAGUACGCCAACAUUACCGCCAUCAGAAAAUAAUUCUAGUUUAAUUACCAAUGUAACUCGGCCUGUAAACAUCACUGACAAUACGAAUGGUACACGGUUCGAUCAAAACAGUACAGUUCCAAAUAUUAACAAUAUCACAAGUCCUGCUAUAGUAAACAACACUUUAUCCUCAAAUGGAUCUGAGCUUAUAACAGGAAAUAUAUCAGUAACCACAGAAACAAAUAACAAUACUGUGUUAUCAUCAACUGCCAAACCAAACGUAAUGACUGAAGUAAAGAUCAUCAACUCCACAUGUACAACAGUUAGAAAAACAGAAUUAAAAGACCCAUUAACAAUAAAGGGUCCACCGCCAAACCCAACAAACAUGGAAUGUGAAGUAGAAAUAGUUACGAGAGACCAUAGACUAAAAUCUAAAGUGAAUUGUCUCACUUUAUUGGAGUACUCCAGAAUGCCUGUACCAAAGAAGGAACCAGGAAUCUUGCCACCUAGAGAGAAGCUAAAGUCCUGGUUAUCGAAGCCACCAUGGUGGAUGUCAAUGUUCAUCGCUGUAUAG